Oikopleura dioica is the source of this 825-nucleotide messenger RNA. Lineage: Eukaryota; Metazoa; Chordata; Appendicularia; Copelata; Oikopleuridae. The record is from the annotation of a GenBank genome assembly.
AUGCAGAAGGCAGAGAGAAAGCCCGAAAGACCGGUAAAAGUUCCUGAAAAAAGUGCCCCGAAGACAGGAAAUCGAGGCUGGGAACAUCCUAGUGUUCGUCAGCUUCAAGGAUUGCCGCACACAGUACCCCCACCUCAGCAGCAACCUCAACAGCCUCGCGUUCGACAAGUUCGACAGCAGUUAGCCCGGCAAGUUCGAGAGCCUCAAAAACAAAAACCGCAAGUAAAUACGGAAGUGAGUAUUGCCCAAGAAUUGAAGAAACCUGAAAAAUGUCUCACGCUGGAAGAAAUACUGGAAUAUAUUACCUGUGAAACUACUACAAACAAGCAGCAAACGGCACUCGUAGAUGAAUUCAUAAAUGGAUCAAAGCCAUACGACCACGACUCCCUAGAAAACUGUAUUCGGCAGAUAGUCGACGCAUGCGUUAAAAAGCCUCAAUUUGCACCAAUCUACACCAAGUUCUGCAUCAACAUGCACUUCAAGCUCGAUCAUUUCGGUUUCGUUACUGGCGAAAAUGACAAGUACGUCUGUAUAAGCGUGAAACAAGCAAUGGCAGAAAAUAUCAAAUUGAGAGGAUUCCGCGAAAUCCUAGUCGAUCUUCUGGUAAAAAACUUUUACGGAGAAAACAGACAGCUCGGCGUUGUUAGCCUACACUGUCAACGACCGCCUCGCCAAAGGCCCUUCAGCGGAUACAAUUUUUAUACCAAUCGAUCCGUCACAGAUGGAUACCGAACGGAAAUUUGGGCGGAGGAUCCUGGAAGGAUUGCAAAGCUUUAUCCCACAAAUACUGAAGGCGCGAAAACUCGAAGAAAACCUAGUUGCUGA